CCUCAGUCCCGGCACGGUUACCGCCGGCUCGCGUACGCGUUCCCGCCGCGCUUCGAGGCACUGUCCGCUCUAAUUCGGCCGUUCUCGACGUAUUUUAGGCCUAAGGGAAGGAAUAAACCUGAGCGCCAUAUUGCUUUUUUAAGCCAGCGCUAGCCAUUGCCAGAGGCAGUACGACGGUUUGUAUGAAAAAGCGGCGUUCCGGGAUCCGACCUGCGAAACGCCACGGACACUGUCAACCGUCGGCAAACGCGGCCCCUGGAUGCGAGUUGAAUGAAGACAUGUACAAAUUCCUGUUAAUAGCCAACUGCGAACGGCGACUGCGUUACGCUUACUACUUUUACCCGGUCGACAAAGCGAAAAGGCCUUCGUUGGAAGCCGCACUGAUCCAGAAAUGUCUUUCCAGAAAUCAAAACAGCUGCUCGUUUUUCCUGCACGGUGGCUUCAACAUUGUGUACCGCAGGACAGGACAGCUCAUUUUCGUCAUUGGCACAGACGACGAUGAGAACAACCUCGCCGUGUACGAGUUUGUGCGCGCUUUUGUCCAAGUCCUGGACGCCUACUUCUCAGGAGUGACUGAAAAGAAGAUUGUUGCAGAGUUCUACAAGCUCCACCUCAUCCUGCAGCACAUGGUCAGCAACGGAAGUGUGUCGGAGACCAACGUACAAAACGUUCUGGAACGGUUGAAAGCUUUCGACAGUGCCUGAAUGUGCCUGCAGUUUAGUAUAUCUUCGUGGUAGGGAAAGAACCGUUUGAGAUACAAAAAACAAAACAAAGCACGCUUUUACUAUCUUCAGAAGUGUUAUCAGAAGCAGGAGCAGACGUAUUAUUGCAAAGUCGUCUACUUUGUGACCAGCCCUGUUCGUGCACUCCAGCACAUACUUUGGGCCAAGACGCUUAAUUGUGGAGUUUCAGUGUGCUGCACACUUUAAACAUGUGCAGGGAGGUUCACAGCCAAAUGUUGAGAUACGCACAAACUGAAGAUCAUACAUACUUUUGCCAUGCCUCCAUUGCAAGCUACUUUAUGUUGUUUUAAAGAAUUUCCAUGCAUCGUCAGCUGGAUUUGUGCAGCUGUCUGUCGAGCUGAUUUCGCCCAAAACAUUUGCUUUCUUCCUUUUUUUUUCCCUGUACGAAUCACAUAAAUUAAAAUACAAAUUAAAUAUGUUUUGCCACCUUU
Messenger RNA from Dermacentor andersoni, 1174 nucleotides. Its product is annotated as AP-4 complex subunit sigma-1-like. Lineage: Eukaryota; Metazoa; Arthropoda; Arachnida; Ixodida; Ixodidae. The record is from RefSeq and is a predicted model, not a curated record. Gene Ontology annotation, biological process: protein transport.